Durusdinium trenchii is the source of this 559-nucleotide messenger RNA. NCBI's taxonomy places the organism in Eukaryota, Dinophyceae, Suessiales, Symbiodiniaceae. The record is from the annotation of a GenBank genome assembly.
CCAGGAAGAUUUUUUUGGCUAGGACACAUCCACGGUGACCCCAGUCUCAUAGAGUUUGGUCAUGUCAUCUGCGAGUGCUUUACAAAGGCCCGAGAUGCUGGCAUCCUUGGACGCGUACCACGUGGCACUGCCUUCUGGUUCACACAGAGGACUGCCAUCGAGGCUUUGUGGUUUUUGCCUCAUCGCGUUUCUUCGAUUUGCAGCUGUGGCUGCAGCAGCUGCCUGCUUUGCGGCAGCCUCUCGAUCCGCAGGCCGGCUCCUCCCAUUUUGGCUUGCAAUGCCAAGACAUCAGCGUUGUACUCUUGGCGCUGGAUCUCUGGUGAUAGAUGUCUUGCCCAACACCGCGGGCCUCCAAACUGGAAAGCUGAUGUGUCACCAUGGCAGUCAAUCACGCCUUCUCCUCCGUGGAGUGUGGAUUGGAGUAGGAGUUGGAGAUGUACCUGGCCAUGCUCGGUUGGUAGGCCAUUCCGGAACUUGAUGGAGCUGAACAUGGAUGCGCACACACACAGAGCGCACCUCACAUCCCCUGCCGCCAGUCUUCUAAACCAAAAUGGCUUGC